Prunus armeniaca (apricot) is the source of this 270-nucleotide messenger RNA. Lineage: Eukaryota; Viridiplantae; Streptophyta; Magnoliopsida; Rosales; Rosaceae. The record is from the annotation of a GenBank genome assembly.
AUGGCCACAGGCGGUAAACUGAUCAGAAUUGGUGAUGAAAAACCCAUAUUAGAUGUCGAUAUUCCCGUGUAUGGUUGGGAAUGGAGGAGUGUGUUUGAGAGAAUCGAGUUGAGUCCUUCGCCUGCGAAAGUCCCAAAAAUCGUUAGACCCGGUGAGGAUAUCGAACUCCGCUGCACUAGUGAGACUGAGCUUAGCCUUCCACUUGUUGAGGCCCAAAAAAUUCACGGUUUGGUCAAAAUGAAUUCCCGGCCCAUUGCAAUGCCUUAUUAA